UGUCAAAAUUGUUGUCACUGUCAUCUGCAGUGUGCUAGUUGUUUACCACCGCACGUGUUGCGUGUUGAUUCUGAAACUUGAAAUAAAUAUAAAUUAAUCAAUAAUAUGAAAGUGUUAUCAGAAGAAAGAACUAGGAUACUCUUCGAAAAACUAACGAAAUAUAUCGGCGUGAACGUAAAGCUUCUUAUAGACAGACCCGAUGGCACAUACUGCUUUAGAGAGAAAAAAGACAGAGUAUAUUACAUUUCCGAAAGACUUUUACAAUUAGCACAGACAGUGAAGCCAGACCAUUUAGUAUCGGCUGGAACAUGCUUCGGAAAGUUUACGAAGACCAAUAAAUUUAGGUUGCACAUAACAGCGUUGACGUAUAUUGCUCCAUACGCCCCUUUCAAGAUAUGGGUGAAACCUUCAGCUGAACAACAGUUCUUAUAUGGACAUCAUGUAAUCAAAAGUGGAUUAGGAAGAAUAACAGAAAACACAUCAAAACACCAAGGUGUGGUGAUCCACACAAUGUCUGACAUCCCCAUUGGCUUUGGAGUAGCUGCCCGCUCGACAACAGAGUGCAGACAUGCGGACCCGCUGGCCACCAUCGCUUUUCAUCAGGCUGACAUUGGCGAAUACAUCCGCUCUGAAGACACCUUGACAUAGAAUAUAUUGUUGAUAUCA
Messenger RNA from Plodia interpunctella (Indianmeal moth), 666 nucleotides. RefSeq lists its product as uncharacterized. Lineage: Eukaryota; Metazoa; Arthropoda; Insecta; Lepidoptera; Pyralidae. Gene Ontology annotation, molecular function: RNA binding. The record is from RefSeq and is a predicted model, not a curated record. The transcript is spliced from 3 exons. Bases 106 to 648 code for a protein of 180 amino acids. Gene Ontology annotation, biological process: ribosome assembly; ribosomal large subunit biogenesis. Gene Ontology annotation, cellular component: nucleolus; nucleus; preribosome, large subunit precursor.